UUGCCUUGCCGACUACAAAAAGAGCCACCGACGACGCUUUAAUUCUUACAGCUGGACCUGAGGAAGGAUGAAACAUGCACUUUGUACCUAACUCUGCGAGUUGUUUGGACUACUUCAGGGUCGUUAAAAACAGAAUGAAUGGCAACUUAUUGUAGUACAUAUGGUAAAAGCUCACAAAAAUGAAGUUUGGCAAAAGCAUUUGUAUUAUAAAUGUGGGUGGCACCAAGUAUGCUUUUCCGAAGGAUGUGAUAAAAGAUUUUCCCUUAAGGAGAGUUAGCCGUCUCCACAGUUGCGCAUCAGAGCGAGAGGUUCUGGAGGUCUGCGAUGACUAUGACCGGGAGAGGAACGAGUUCUUUUUUGACAGGCACUCUGAAGCUUUUGGUUUCAUCAUGCUCUAUGUGAAGUACGGCAAACUGAGGUUCGUCCCACACAUGUGUGAACUAUCAUUCUAUAAUGAAAUGAUUUAUUGGGGUUUGGAGAGCUCACAUUUGGAGUUCUGUUGCCAACGGAGGCUGGACGAUCGGAUGUCCGACACCUAUACUCAUUUUUCCGAGGAAGACCACAAAAUAGAAGACGAACUCGGAACAGAGGACGAGCAGUCGCGUCGGAUAGGCACCAAAAAAGACGCAAAGUGGCUCGAGCGAAUGCGCAGGACAUUUGAGGAGCCCACUUCCUCUGUGGCAGCACAGAUUUUGGCAUCUGUAUCUGUUAUUUUUGUCAUUGUGUCCAUGGUGAUACUUUGUGCAAGCACUUUACCCGAUUGGAAAACGGCAGAAAACAAUGUCGUGGAGGAACACAGGUACACAGACUCAUUAGAGCAUCCAUCCGGGAUCAUCGAGGCGGUGUGCAUCGGCUGGUUCACAGCAGAGUGCAUUGUGCGCUUCCUUGUGUCACGUGACAAGUGUGAGUUUGUGCGGCGCCCACUCAACAUCAUCGACCUGCUGGCCAUCACACCCUACUACAUUUCUGUGACCAUGACGGUGCUGACGGGCGAGAACUCGCAGCUGCAGCGUGCCGGAGUCACGCUGCGUGUUUUGCGUAUGAUGCGCAUCUUCUGGGUCAUCAAGCUGGCACGCCACUUCCUGGGCCUGCAGACACUGGGCCUGACGCUGCGACGCUGCUACCGUGAGAUGGUCAUGCUGCUGGUGUUCAUUGGGGUGGCCAUGGCCAUCUUCGGUGCGCUGGCCCAGUUGCUGGAGCAUGGGCUAGAUAUGAAGUCUGGCAAUGAGGACUACGCCAGCAUCCCCGCCGCCUGCUGGUGGGUUAUUAUCUCCAUGACCACCGUCGGCUAUGGAGACAUGUACCCCAUCACCGUGCCGGGGCGUGUGCUCGGCGGCUUGUGCGUGGUGAGCGGCAUCGUGCUGUUGGCGCUGCCCAUCACCUUCAUCUACCACAGCUUUGUGCAGUGCUACCACGAGCUCAAGUUCCGAACGGCCCGCUGCACCAGGAGCCUCUCGGCCGAGUUCCUCAAUUGAUCAGGUGUCAACCUCCAAUGGCACUCUGGACAUGCUUCUUGACAGCGUUUCUUUCAGAGACUUUGUUGGUCCUCUUGGUGUACUGAAUAAUCUAACUCAGUCAAUUUUCUGGUCUCAGGUAGAUCUUAGGGACUUGGUUUUAAAAGCAUUUAAAUUUGUUUAGCCUCUCUGGUGCUCAGCUCAGGCCACUCAGGAGCCCAGUGUCCACAGGCAUUAGUUCUAGCCCUGCUCCACAUCAUCUGAUUUCACUACACUCCAGCAGAGACUGGAACCUGUUCAGUCAAGUCAGAUGUUGUGGUGCGUGGUUUGAACAAAUACCCAUGGGCUCUGCGUCCCUGCGCUGCCUAAGCUGAGAGUCCAUAGUUUAUCCUGCUGGCCCAACUCCAAGGCUCUUAUUUUCAGGAAGGGGCAGGGCUAAGGGUUGUGUUUGCCAGCUAUCACUCUGGCAAGCUGUUUUUACAAUAGAUGCUGUUGCUGGGCUUCGCGAACAGUAGGGAAAGGAUACCAUGGCGACAUUGGCUUUCAGGCCAGAUGUCCCUGUCAGGGGCACAAUGUUGGAGGGCAGUUUUGUCAUAUCAACCAGAGGCUUUGAAAACACUCGACAUGGAGCCUGAAAAGCUUUUUGCUUCACACUCUGACAGGCAUGUGCUGCAUCCUAUGGCAUGUAGAUACUCAAAGGAUUUUGCUUCUGAAUGCCAUGUAGACAACCCACAGUCUUGGCAGACACUUGAAAGAAAGGUAAUUAAACUUCUUCUCAACCACAACGUUCUUCUACUGUGCUUGUUGUACAGAAGAUCCCAGAACCGAGCAUUUAGUCUGUUAUAGAAAACAAAGUUUGGGGUUUUAUAUUAUUGCUAUAUGAAUGUAGAGUGCAAACAGAAUAUGCCUUUAGUUUAGAACACCAACUGAAAUUAUUGUGUAUAGUCCAAUUCUGUGUGACAGAAAAUCUCUGUAGAUAAUGAGAGAUCAAGAGCAGCAAAGAGAAAGAUAGUGGUUGGCAGCUUAGCUGUGUAGGCCGUGGAGCAACAGCGUUGUCAUGGAGUGCUGCUGGUUUGGAUAGUGCCAUGCAAUGCAUUAUAGAAUAAUUUGUGUCUCCUCUUUAGCUCACCAUAGCUUACCACUGAAGCAGUGAUAAGCCUUGAGGAUCGAGCUCCAUGACAAACUCUGGUUUUGACAUGAAACCCUUUUUGUCAAGUCCCAGAAUGUUCUGGAAAGACCUCAAAAAACUGCAUCAAGGCUCUCUCUACACUGUUAUACAUCCCAUUGUGGGUAUCAUGUUCUGGGGUUUUUUAAUAUAAAAGUAGGAAUUCCAUUUGGAGAAAAUAUCUGUUAAAUUUGGGUACAAUUUACAAUGCCGCUUGUAAAUAUCCUUGACCUACUUUUUAUAACAUCAGUCUACACACACAAAAAAAGUUCUGGAUUAUUUUUAGCCACCAUCCCUGUUUAAUUACAAUUCUGUCUAUGCUUUAAGCAAGAAUCUUGAAUGUUCAAGUGUCAUGAUUUUUUUUUAGAACUUUUUGCAAAAACAUUUAGGUCACAUGAGUUUUGUACUGAUUUAUAUAAUUAAAAAGUUGGAUGAAAACCUUUACAACAUUAAAGAGAUUUUACAUUGAAAAUACAACUGAGGUUUCUCAGGAAGGCUAUAAGAUACUUCCCUGACAGGUUGUUUUUAGGUCAAGACAACCCUUUGAAAAGAGAAAACCAGUGUUAAAGAAUUCAUACCCAGCUUUGACAAUGUUGACCUUGUUGAGCCAAAUAGUUUGUUUUUCAUUUGUAUUUCCCAGGUUGAGUAAGGCGGUGGAGGGUUGUUUACCAUGCAAUGUGGCUCCAUCUCCUCACUUUUGUCUGCUCAUUUGCCAUUCAUUCAAAAUGAUGAGAGCAUUUUCUUUGUUCAUUUCUCAGGCAUUGUUUGAUAAAUCACUACAGGUUAAUUUAAAUUGUAUUUAUAUGUAUGGUGAUAUGUUUCCUAGGUUUUGUAUAUUUCUAGAUCUACAAUCUGUCAACAAUCUACAAAAUUAUUUUUGCUAAUAACUGGUGGAAAAUAAUGCUAAGACACUUAUUUUUCUCAGAGCAGAAGAGCUUAAUGCAUUCACAGAACAUGACUUGUUUGGCUAUUCAGAGUACAACAGCUAUUCAUAUCACAUGCAAACAAAGGGAAGUGUGAUAUCUCACCCUGUUGUCAGGUGAUGGGAGCAUCUUCAACUCUGCUGAAGAUCACACACUAAAAAAGGUAGUAAACUUCACAAACUCACUUCACACUGAGUUGAUAACUCCCUCUGCUAUUGCAUUUAGUGUCAUGAACAUCCAUUCAUCGUUGCCUUGAUUCGGUGCUUCCCUCAUGAGAUGCUGAAUGUACCAUGUGUCUUUGAGAGUGAGAUUGAUGCUGACUGGAAGUUGAACCAUUAAUAAAUAUCAUGGCUGGAAGGGAGACAUGUCAGACACUGUGUGUGCUCCAGCAUUUCCCUCCAUGUGGGAGGUCUGCCUUUACCAGCUCACUGCUGAUACCAUCAUAUUUAUAUUAAAACACAGCCUUCAUGUUUCUUCUUUAAACAUUCUCUCUCUGUAACUCAGAGAGUGACUUUCUCUACAAACACAGGAGAAAAAGAUAAAGAAUGCAAGAGACUAGUCUUCUGAUUCAAACAUCGAGAUGUCAAUCAGAGUGUGGUAAAGAGUCAUUUUCCCAGUGCCAAUCACUUGAGCACAGUUGAAUUCCUAUUAAAAAUAAGAUUACUUCAUCACCCAGUCAAGUUUUAUCUUAACUGCUUAACUGCUAACCACAUCUAAACUAUGUGCCCAUGUGUGUACAAUGGUUUUCAGGAAGCUGGAAAAGCAUCCCUUAAAUCUUGUGCAAUGCAAAGUCAAUCACGGCUUUGUGUACCUUAAUAGACCUUUUUGGUGUUACUUUAGAAAUUCUUUUAUCUAUAAGUAAAUAUUUUUGAGGAAUUUAACGACUAGUCUAAAAUCUAUCGAUGAAGAUGAUAACAAAAAUUGCAAAAUAUAAUGUGUUUUAAUACUUCCUCUGCUCACUGUGAUGGACUCACUACCUAGCAGCUGUGUGAUCUAUCAUUGUUUUUCUUUUGAUGAUUGUCAAUUAAUGUCAAAAGGACAUGCCUAAAGUAAUUUUUAUUUCACCAUUCGAGAAUUUCAGAUAGUCAUUGCUGUCACAUUGUAACAAUUAUUUUUAUGAAAAUGUCAGAUAUGAUAUGUAAUAGAUCUACUAUUGGUAGGUCUCUAGAAACAUAAUAGGUUGUUUAAAAAUAUUAUCAGGAAGAGGCUUUAUUUUAGGAUGCAAUUACUUAGCUUAUUGUGAAAGGCUUGAGCUUAUUGUGAGGAAUUUUUAAACUGAAGGUAUUUGUGGGUUUAGAUGUUUUGUCAAAGUCUAAUAGAUAAGCCAGGCUAUUUUUGUGAAUGUCUAGAUAAGCAUUUGUCUAAAAUGCAAGUUUAGUAAAACUUAAUCUUUUUCUUUUUAAAUAAUUUUUAGCAUUUUUAAAACAUAAACUUUAAAAAGUCUAUUUUGCAUAAAGUAGCAUAAAUGUGUCUCUGUAAAGGCUGCAGCAGCUUUAUG
This is a messenger RNA of Electrophorus electricus (electric eel), 5040 nucleotides long. RefSeq names its product voltage-gated potassium channel regulatory subunit KCNG3-like. Gene Ontology annotation, cellular component: membrane; voltage-gated potassium channel complex. Lineage: Eukaryota; Metazoa; Chordata; Actinopteri; Gymnotiformes; Gymnotidae. The record is from RefSeq and is a predicted model, not a curated record. Gene Ontology annotation, molecular function: delayed rectifier potassium channel activity. Gene Ontology annotation, biological process: protein homooligomerization; potassium ion transmembrane transport; action potential.